AUGGAGCUGGCGAUGGAUGCAGUGGUUACUGCGGCCAAGAGAGCGUUCAAAGACGCGCACGCUGAGUGGUAUGAGGAGAAAGAGAGGCAGGAGCAGAAGGGUGGACAGAUCGAGGAUGUUGCCAUUGAUGCUGUGGCAAUUCAAAAAGCGCAAGAGCUUCGCGACCUUAAGGACGCUCUGAGAAAUCUGCGGGCUGAAGAGGCCGAAGGCUCACGAGACGUUCCUGACGUCGAGCGGGUUCGAGACGCUCUGAAAGUAGUAAGGGCUCAAAGACAUCGAGAGGCCAAAGAACAUAGACCAGAAAGGUGA
Messenger RNA from Colletotrichum gloeosporioides, 309 nucleotides. RefSeq lists its product as uncharacterized. The record is from RefSeq and is a predicted model, not a curated record. Bases 1 to 309 code for a protein of 102 amino acids. Lineage: Eukaryota; Fungi; Ascomycota; Sordariomycetes; Glomerellales; Glomerellaceae. The transcript has 2 exons.